AUGUUUGAGCGAACCAGCGCCCAUGUACAGAGGUCACAGGAAGCCACCUUCCGACGUUCUAAAACAGUGCAGAUCAAUAAGCUGGAGAAACUGAAGACCGUGAAACUUGGAGACUCUCAGCCCAACCAGGACCAGGGGAACAUCGAUUUAUCCGGCACACAACUCAAAAAAUGGGUAAGAGUCCUGUCAAAAUACAAACCCACCCCAUGUGAAAUGCGUGUUCUAGGAAAAGGUCUUAACUUUGCUAUCGCCCCUAGCGAUAUUCCAGUCAAAGAGAUCGUCGCGGCCACUGAGGUAGCCUGCCACAAACUCGAUCAGGAAGAAGCAUCACUGCUGAGGAACGAGGUGGUAGGAAUACUCCAGAAUGCCAAGCCUCCCAAGCCUAACCUAACGAAGGAUGAGAGCAAGGCCAUCAAGUCACUUAAAGAAAACAAGGACAUUGUCAUCCUUCCAGCAGACAAGGGCAAGGCUGUUGUAGUGAUGAAUAAGACAGAGUAUGUGGAACAGUGUGAAAAAUUGUUAGGAGACAAGAACACAUACAAGGUUAUUGGUCCCACCAACCCCACCAAGACACUCAAGGGAAGGCUGCAGAGAAAACUGAGGGAAAUCAAGAAAGCAGGACACCUCGACCCUCAGGUGUAUGACAAGACUUACCCCACGUCUGAUGCCACACCUAGGUUCUAUGCCACACCCAAGAUUCACAAGGACCCACUCAAGAUGAGACCGAUUGUGUCAGGUAUAAACUCCAUCACUUACCACCUAGCUAGACACCUGGCUGACCUGCUCAGCCCUCUGGUUGGACAAUCCACCGAGCACAUUAAGAAUUCUAAGGACUUAGUCACUAAGAUUCGGGAAGUCACCUUAGACGACGGGGAGGUACUCACCUCCUUCGACGUUACGGCACUCUUUACCAGUGUCCCGGGAGAAGAAGUGGUGCAGAUGGCCAUGAAGAGAGCCGAGGGUGACCCAACCUGGAAGAACCGUACGUUGCUGACCCCUAAGGAGUUCGGCGACCUUCUUCUCCUUGUGGUCAGUACGACUUACUUCCAAUACAACAAUGUGAUAUACGAACAGACCUAUGGUAUGGCAAUGGGCUCGCCGUUGUCACCGGUCCUGGCUAACCUAUUUAUGGAGGAGUUUGAGCGGAAAGCCCUGGACACUGCACCCUACCGGCCAAAGUUUUGGGGGAGGUACGUUGAUGACACCGGGGUGGUUAACCAGCAGAAACAUGAACAAGAACUCUUUGAACACAUCAACAAUCAACAUGACAGCAUAAAGUUUACCAUUGAGAGGGAGAAAGACCGCCGCCUCCCUAUGCUGGAUGUGAUGAUGAUAAGAAACACAGACAAAUCCAUCACCACAGACGUGUUCCGAAAAGAGACACAUACGGACCACUACUUACAGUGGUCUUCCAACCAUCCGGUCCAACAGAAGCUAGGUGUAGUGAGGACCCUUAUGCACAGAGCCAACACUCUUAUAGAAGACCGUACUCUGAGAGAAGCAGAGAAGGAAAAAGUGAGGGUUGCACUCCGACAUUGUGGCUACCCAGAAUGGGCUCUGAAGGAGGGGGACAACAUCAACAAGAAACGAGUCAGCAAGGAUGGGCACUCUAGAGACAAAGAACAAUCUCCCGCUAGUUACGUCGUACUCCCCUAUUUGAAAGGCGUCACUGAGAGACUUAAACGCGCGUAUGCCAAGCAUAAUGUGAGCCUAUUCUCCAAACCCGGUUAUACUCUCCGCAAUGCCCUUGUUCGACCUAAAGACCCUCUUGGACCCAGUGAAAAGUGUGGUGUCAUUUACAAGAUAGCGUGUGAACAGUGUGGGGAGGUAUAUGUAGGGGAAACUGAAAGAUCGUUAGGUGAACGAACCGCAGAGCAUCAGAAGUCCAUAGACAACAAGGAUUGCAAAUCCGCGCUCAGUCAGCACUUACUCAAAUCACGCCACAUUGUAACGACCAAACCCAUCUCUGACAAUAUUAUGAUCAUUGACCAAGAACCACGCAAUGCACAUCGGAAGGUUAAAGAAGCAGUACACAUUCAAUUGGAAGGAGCAAAACUGAACCGGAACGAUGGAUGGGAACUGCCCAAGUCUUACUUACCUCUACUUCGCAAGGAGGCGGGGACCUGUAAGAUCCUUUAG
This is a messenger RNA of Branchiostoma floridae (Florida lancelet), 2139 nucleotides long. RefSeq lists its product as uncharacterized. The coding region runs from base 1 to 2139 and encodes 712 amino acids. Lineage: Eukaryota; Metazoa; Chordata; Leptocardii; Amphioxiformes; Branchiostomatidae. The transcript has 2 exons. The record is from RefSeq and is a predicted model, not a curated record.